Bipolaris oryzae ATCC 44560 is the source of this 1629-nucleotide messenger RNA. RefSeq lists its product as uncharacterized. The transcript has 3 exons. Bases 1 to 1629 code for a protein of 542 amino acids. The record is from RefSeq and is a predicted model, not a curated record. NCBI's taxonomy places the organism in Eukaryota, Fungi, Ascomycota, Dothideomycetes, Pleosporales, Pleosporaceae.
AUGGCGAUGAUUGCAAAGAACAACGCGUUUGGUACUGGAGCACCCAGUUGGGACCUUUCGUUCCCAGCUGGUGCACUUACCGCGGCUGAGAUCACUGCGUAUUGUCCGCAUUGGUUGAAGUCUAUCGAUAUCAUCAACAGGUUCUUAUGUCAUGGAGCCCGUACCAUUCACAUAGCAGCUUUGCUGAAUGAGUUCCGGAACUUUCCUGACGAUAGAGUAUUCAACACCAACUCAACCUUGGUGAUGAUGUCGUACGCCAUGCGGAAGGCAGGUUUCGACGGGUGGACUGUGACGAAGCACUUUGACUUCACACGCGACCACUUCCUCCCAGAGAGCGGUCUCAACGUCACGAACUUCCGAACUCCUUGCAUGACUCAGCCCAGGAAUGCUACUUCACAGGGAUCAAACCAUUCCAUCAAUCAAGGUGUGCGCCCGGUAGCAUUCAAGGACUUGGCCAAACAUGUCAAGAAGCACCCAUCCGGAGACGACGCGCUCGAUCUUGCACGAUGCGUGCAAUACGCAGUUGAGCACCUAGACGAGGUGUGGCUGUUCCCAAUAGACUUCCAACGCCUCACUGCACACCUUGGUGGGCCAGCAACUAUCACGCCCGCCCAUCUCGACGAGCAGGUGUUCGCUCGUCGCGACGACAUCAAAUUUCCUGCCACAAAGCGCAAGAGGUCCGCUGCCAUCAAACCGACCUCCAACAACAAGCAGCCAAGCAGCAAACCACCUACCAAAAUGCGUAAGUUUAUCAACGUAUUGUCGACGUCAGGCCCAUCGCAGCCACGAAAGCGAGGAAACGACCACCUUUCCAAGGACACCAACUCUGCUGACGGGUAUGAGGAUGGUCACGAAGAGAAUGAACCGUUCGGACAGCUUGCCAAGAAGCGCAAGCUCCCCCGUGGACGCUCAAUGUUCAACUCAUACGUCAACGACGAUGAGUUUCUCCCCGAUGAGGCUGGUACAAAUGGCAAUAUCCCGACGAGAGACUUCAGCGCACCUGAGCAGGACGAGCUGCCUCAGAGUGAGGUCGAUAGGAGCAUCACUCUACGCAAGGCUCGUGAGGGAAAGCGGGCAGCUGUCGAACCCGACACUGCUGCUCCUCAGCCCGAUGUCGAGCCCAAUCUUGGAUCUCCCCAUCUUUUUGAGCAAUAUAUACAGCAAUACACAGAAUCAGACGUACAACUCAACACUGCCACAACCGCUGUCGCCGAUACUGCCGCCACCGACUCCACCAUCGCGAACACCCUCCCCGCCCUCCUCACGCCUCCCAUUCAGCCCGCCAACCACCUCCAGAUAACCGAACAAAACCUUCAUAACUACGCCCGCCGCCCUUUCAUUAACAUAAGUGACAUGUGGAAUACCGCCUUGGACUAUAUGCGCUUCGACGGUCCCCGCCAGUCCGCUCCCUAUCGUGAAUUGCACACCUUGGGCGAACUCAACAAAAACGACAUUAGCGACUGGGCCGAAAACAUCCGCUUUGCCCGAGAGCAAUGGGUUCAGUUCGGAACUAUCUGGACGGAAUUCGAAGGCCACCUGGAGAAGAUCAGGAAGGCCAGGUUGGAUUGGGGCUGGAAGAGCCCGGAGGCCAUUCGCGUGGAUGCGAACAAGGCCUCUCAGGCCGCGUGA